Lacerta agilis (Sand lizard) is the source of this 1605-nucleotide messenger RNA. RefSeq names its product receptor expression-enhancing protein 6-like. The record is from RefSeq and is a predicted model, not a curated record. Lineage: Eukaryota; Metazoa; Chordata; Lepidosauria; Squamata; Lacertidae. The transcript has 5 exons. The coding region runs from base 38 to 598 and encodes 186 amino acids.
UCUUCGGCGCGCAAAGGUGCGCUUCUCUCUCUCCGCGAUGGGCUCCGCGCAGCUCCGCUUCCAGGCCUUCCUGCACCGGCCGGGCUUCGUGGACGACCUGCUGGGCCGCCUGGAGGCGCAGACGGGCGUCAAGAGGGACUACCUGGCCGCAGGUGCAAUUGUGCUUCUGGGACUCUACCUGAUGUUUGGCCAUGGCGCCUCCUUGCUUUGCAAUCUCAUCGGUUUUGUCUAUCCUGCUUAUGUCUCCAUCAAAGCCAUUGAGAGCUCCACGAAGGACGACGACACGACGUGGCUGACCUACUGGGUUGUCUACGGGCUCUUCAGCGUGGCGGAGUUCUUCUCGGACACCUUCCUUUACUGGUUCCCCUUUUAUUAUGCCGGCAAGUGUCUCUUCCUGCUGUGGUGCAUGGCUCCCGUCUCAUGGAACGGCUCCCAGGUCCUCUACCGCAGCGUCAUCCGCCCCUGGUUCCUGAAGCACCACCAGACUGUCGACAGCGUUCUCAGCGACCUCGGCGGCCGAGCCGCUCACGCUGCGUCUGCCGUCUCCAGGGAAGCCUCCAAAGAAGCCAUGAGAAAAGCCCUACGGACAGAGGACUGAGCAACUGAUGCUUUAAACUUCCAAGCAAAAGAAAAGAUGCCCACAUUCUGGAAUAUCCCUGGAAGCUUUGGGAAGACUUCAUUGUUUUUUCUGCUCACCCACGAUAAGAUCAUUCCUUUGGCUCUCCUCCCUCCUCGCCGCCACCAAAUUCUGGAAAUGUGUGGCAGUGCCACCAAUGUGAUUUGAUUGCCUGUUCACUGAGCGCCCCAAGAUAUCCUUGUCUCCUUUCUGAACUCCAGCAGAGGGUGCUGUGACUUCAGAGGUUGCCUGGAGACUCAAACCAGCUUCUUAUUUCUUUGGUCCCUGUGAUCAGUUCCAGAGCAGAGAGAUCCUUCCAUCCCUGAAUAUUCUCCCUGGCAAUUGCAGUUCAAGGCCUCGGGCCAAAUAAUUGGCUUCUGGAGCAAUUUAUAGGGGUAAAGCUAAUAUAUGGGGCUUCUCUCACUGUCCCUAUCUUAGGGUCAUAUGUUAGCAGUAGCCAACUUGCUCAUCUUUCCAAGGACAGAGUGUUUCUCAACUGUCUCCUUGGUCAUUCUGGAGAGAUGCAAUCUUUGGACGUUUGUGGAACAAGGUUCUUUGAAACCCACCUUACUCUUUGCAAACCAUCAUGAAGUGUUUGCCUGGUGUCCUCUCCAUCCUCUUAAUAUACAGCUUGGGAAAAGGCCAAGACUUGCAAAUAAAAGCCAAUGUUCAACCUCCAGUAUUGAUGCUGAGCUUAAUGGGUUCUCCAGACCACCCUAAGCUGCUACUUCCUUAAUGUGUUGUUGGUGGGAUGAGGUGGGUGGGAGCAGUGAUGGGAAACACUCCCUGACAAAUUCCAGAAACUCUCAAGUUGGUAUGACUCUGAACUUCAGCCCCAGCCCCCAAAGCAGGAAGAUCUGCCAAGAAAACACAUCACCCUGAAAAAACCGCACAACACUCCUGGCGACUUUCUGCAUGGUGAACUUGAGAGAUCGUGAGCUUUGUACUUUCUGCUGAUAAAGUUCGAGCUAUCAAGUGUCCACCCCCCA